Molecule: messenger RNA, 1364 nt
Organism: Epinephelus lanceolatus (giant grouper)
Lineage: Eukaryota; Metazoa; Chordata; Actinopteri; Perciformes; Serranidae
Gene: rpz2
Product: rapunzel 2
Source: RefSeq, a predicted model, not a curated record
GUUUGACUAUAGGGAGGAAAAUGGUGGCAAGGAAAGACAGACGGCUUCAGUAGACAGAGGAAUACCGACAGUUUUAUCUCUGCCUCCAGACUCACUUUGUGUGGAUCUUACCGUGGCAGAAUAAAAGCAGCAGUGAUGGCUGAUGCAGAAAAGAUCAAGAAAACUGCAGCCAAAGUGCUGUGUUGCGUGGAGAAGGUUUCCUCUUUCGCCUCUUCCAUCGACCCCAUCUUUGGGAUCGUCUCCUCCCUGGUUGGGGUGGCUCGCAAGGGUCUGAUCAAGGAGGAGGGCCACGCUCUAGACAAGGACUUCCAGCAGCUCCACACCAAACUGCAGAGCAUCUCUGAGAAGAACCAUCAAUGCCUGAUGAAGAUCCACAUCGACGAGGUGAACGAAACCUACGGCAAGUACGAGGAGUACAUUAAGCACCAGUACACUGCCUUCAACAACAUGGUGGCACAGGUGAAGAAAGAUCCAGACAACACUAAGCGCCACAUGGAGAAAUUUGAGAAGAUUUAUGAGAGAGACAAAAGUGACAUGAGCCUGGAUAUAUACUACCGCGGUGUGAUGGGCACCAAGUUGCUGUUUGGGAGACCCCUGCUGAAGGUGUACCUGGACAACUGCGACGGCAACCGUGAGAUCAUGGAGCGCCACUGUUCACACAUCACCCACCUGUUCCACAUGGGCCUCAUUGCCCUCAUGGCCUACACAGCUGUGACAGAGGACGACGAAGACGAGGUGCGGGAGAAGUGGGCCGAGAGGGUGGCAGACAUCCAGCAGAAGAUGCAAGAGAUUCUCAGUCAGUGCAAGGACAACUCGUCCUGAACAUGGACCAGCAGAGAGGGGACGACGCCAGGAACAAUAUGAUCUCUCAGCUGUGGACCAAUGAAAAAAGACAAAAUAUGUAAUAAUAUAUAUCCAAAUAAAACCAAAGCCAUGCUUUCUCAAGUGCACUAGAGCUGCACCUGAUGUUAUUAUUGCAGCAUUUUAGUUAAUGUAUCGAAAUUGUAUGUUAAUUUUUGUUUCAAAGAGACCACUAUAUGUUUCAGUUGCUCUGUUACAUGCCAAUAUGCUGAAGUUUUACACAAUCUCUUCAAUUAAAAUGUACAUAUUAGUCGAUAAAGUUGUAUAUUUGUGAAAUCCAUUUCAUCCACACUGAAACCUCAUGUUGUACUAGUUGGUAAAAUUUGUAGGGCAUAGCUCUAACUUCAAAAUGGAUUAAAAAACACACACACAAACAUACACAAACCCCCUUCUUCUAGAAAAAAAACAACAACGCUCUUAAUACUUCUGUUGACCCUACAUGGAAAAGAUUUUAAGAUACCAGUUAAAACAAUAAACUUGAACUCAUAAAACAUGUUAUCAAA